Messenger RNA from Gongylonema pulchrum, 357 nucleotides. The record is from the annotation of a GenBank genome assembly. Lineage: Eukaryota; Metazoa; Nematoda; Chromadorea; Rhabditida; Gongylonematidae.
GAUUGACCAGUAUUAUAUGGAUCGAAGAGUACUAACCAACGAUUUUAUACCGCCUGGUCGACCACGGGAAUGGAGAAAUAAAUGCCUGGAAGUUAUUGCAAGCACGGUGAAGCAACGGAUCGAAGGCAAUCAGUUGGAAGACCGAUCUCUAAAUAAACAGUGGCUUGCUAGGUACUUGGAAAUUUGUCGUCUUGUGUUAGUAAAUGAUUUGUUGGUUGCAAAAAGUGCAGCCGCACCGUGUUUUCCACCAUGUUAUGGCAUCUAUGAUCGCUUUGUGUCUAUGUAUCAUAGUCUUUUAUCGGAACGCGUAAGCCUUUCAUUUUGUCAACACACUUUGUUGUUUGAAAUGAACUAAAG